AUGGCUGGGACGUGGGCUCUGCAGCUCUUCCUUUUGUGUCUAACACCAGCUCUUUUGCCUUCUGUGAAGAUCAAUGCCAAGGGCCGGGAGGUGAUCUACCUGGCCAAGGGUGAUUCGGUCAAGCUGGGCUGCCCCUAUGAGCUGGAACCACAAGACCAUGGUCCAAACGGCCUGGACAUCGAAUGGACGCAGGUGAACUCUGACCCCACAAACCUGGAUAACGUGGUCCUAAGCUACCACGACCAUCAAGUGAUCCACCCUGGAUCCCACUACUUGCAGCAGAAUGGGGGUUACGUAACCCAGGAUGUGCGCCGAUUCGGCAAUACCGGCUCACAGCAGAACGUGGUGGUAGGGAGCUCAGUUGGUGACUGUUGCUCUGGCCUGCAACAGCGGGUGACAUUUGCUAUCCCGGAUCCGAGCCAGUACGACGCCUCCAUCAAUCUGCAGAAUGUUCAGAUUUCAGACUCGGCCACCUACGAGUGCAAGGUGAAGAAAACCACUGUGGCCACUCGCAAGGUGACCGUAACAGUGCUUGUGGGCCAAGGUGGCAGAACGCCCCCUUGGGAACUGGCUCCCUCCAACUGCCACCAAAGAUUUAGCCGAGUUGGACUUAAGGGUUGUUGGCUGGUGUUUCUCUCCUCCGAAGGUCCAAAUCCUGGCGAGCUGGUGAUUCAGAAGCUGUCACAUGAACACGUUGGCGUUUACCAGUGCAGCGUGGCCAAUAAAGUGGGGUCUGCCCGCUGUGUUCUGGAUAUCUCCUUUUCAGAGGGUAAGAGAUCGGCGUUUUGGCUUUAUUCCAAACACGUGAGCAUCAUUGUGGGCGCAGUCCUCGGCUCUCUGCUGUUCCUGCUUCUACUUGUGUGUCUCAUCGUGGGGCUCAUUUACUGCUGCAGGAGGAAGCGCUGCAAGGAGCAAUCGAAUCAAAUCAGGGUUGAUAAGGCUCCGCCACGGGCCAGAGGUAGGAGCAGAAACAGCCUGAGGUCAGUCCUGGGCUGCCUUCCCCACAAUAUCAGCUUCAUGCAGCGCCAGAAAUACGAGUCCCCAAAGGAGCAGGAAGGUGUGGAGAUGAGGUCCCCGGCCCACGGCGCAGAUCCAAGCUCUGUCGUGAGUUCCGUUGGCGUGGGGAUUGAGGCUUGUCACGGCACCUGUCCUUCAGUGGUCACUACAAAGGCCAGGGUACACUGCGAGCCCUCGGUGCCUUCCUAUACCUGCACAAAAUCCGGAACCUCGACGGAUCCUUCUCCGCAAUCACCUCUUGGCUCCAGUUUAGGAGGAAGGAACUCUUCCACGUCCAAUCUGCAGGCAGCCCAGGCGAAAUGGAGCAAUCCGCGGAAAUUCGGAGGAGUUCCUGUCAUGGUGCCGGCCAAGAGCAGAGAAGGUCUGGUAAUAUAA
Molecule: messenger RNA, 1392 nt
Organism: Elgaria multicarinata webbii
Lineage: Eukaryota; Metazoa; Chordata; Lepidosauria; Squamata; Anguidae
Product: V-set and immunoglobulin domain-containing protein 8-like
Exons: 7
Coding region: 1-1392 (463 amino acids)
Cellular component (GO): intracellular anatomical structure
Source: RefSeq, a predicted model, not a curated record